Molecule: messenger RNA, 802 nt
Organism: Schistosoma guineensis
Lineage: Eukaryota; Metazoa; Platyhelminthes; Trematoda; Strigeidida; Schistosomatidae
Source: the annotation of a GenBank genome assembly
UGAAAACUUGGACAAUCAACGGAAAGUUUUCGAGCAAUUGCGUUACGUACAAAGCAUAGAAACAAAAAUUCCCAGUAUUGGAAAUUAAUCAGUAAAUAGAUCUUAAAAUCACUUUACAUGUCUGGUAACGCCUUACCAAGAGCCAUAUUACAUGCUGUUUAUGGAACUACAACUCCACGAUUCGUUCCUCAAUUACAGCGAAUAACACUAAAGUGUUGUAAAUUUCGACGAGAUAGUCAAGGUGUCAGAGAUUAUAUUGAAAAUCAUUUAGUGGACUUCGCUCGAGAUAAUCCAGCAACCGUUAUCUAUGUAAAGCCACGUAGAAAUAGACCUCCUCUUCUAGUUGCUGAGUAUCUAUGUGGUAACUGGCAGUAUGUACGUGCAAAAGAUAUGACUUGUGAAGAAAUUGCUAACUGGAUCAAUUUCUUACGUACUCGUUCUGGAGUGAAUAUUUUUCCAAUGUAUAAAUACUGGUCAACUAAACGCCCUUCAAUUCAAGGCAUGUGGCAUCCGUUUUACGAACCCUUAUAUAAUCAGACAGUUUUAAAAACACCCAAUGAAAUUGUAAGAAACAUUGGUCAGCUUUGUCAAAAUAAACAAAAUGUGUUAUCAGCCGAAGAAGUACUGUUAGAAAAAGCAAAACUUCAACAAUAUCGUCUGUCUGACUUAUCCAGUUAGUAAUUUUAGUGUAAUAUAUUUUUAUACCUAAACCAUUGCAGCGCAUUUUUGUGGAUAAUGUAUGCUUCAGCUAAAUAUCUUCCAUAACACUUAGAAAAAAAUAAAGUAUUUGCACGAUUUUUAG